AUGGUCCGCGGUUGUAGGAGGGAGAGUGUUGAGCCUGGUGCACAUCCAUUCUGGCGGCGGGAGAAAGGCAUCAUGGAUUCUAUCCCUGUGGAGGCGUCUUCCAGACCUCUGCUUGACCGCCUGUUGUUGAAACAAGGCAGUACUGCAAAGCAACCGUUCACGGUGUCUUCUGCGCCCGCGGACAUUCUUCGGGACACCGACACUUACGGCAUCUCACUUCUUGCCUCUCUUGGAACAUUGACGCGUGCCCGACAAAACCCCAGCGUGCUGCUGUGGCUGGACGGUGUUGCGAGACGACAGUUCCGCUGGAGAAAGAAGGACGCAACGGCUCAGCGUCUUUUCAGAUGGGCGUCGCGUCAGAUAGAGAAACGUGAAGCUCUCAAAUUGCACCUCGAUCCGGCGAAGGGUUUGUCUUUUCAGCCCGCCAUAAACGGGAAUUUCGUGAUAAAAAGGCACGGGCUGCAUGUGGCCCACGAGGAUUUGGUGCAGUGGGAGCAAAGGCGUUUCAAACAGCUAGAGGAGAAAAAUUGCAGCCAGCCCUGGCAGAUGUCGCCUGGGCCGCAAAAGAUACUGCAAGUGCGAGGCACGGUGGAGGACGGUGAGGAGUGGAGCAGGACAAACGGUGAACAUAACGACGAUGUAUCCACGCCCCACAAUACAAAGAGCAACUCCCGCCGUAUCACGAAGGAUUACCCCCCACUGCUGGAACGCAUGCAAGACGACAUUGCUGUGCGGCGGCAGCGUGCAGCUGAACGUGAGGACUACGCGCGGCGUGAGUCCGCCGCACUGCGGCUUUCACCGCGGCAGGUUGCAAAUCAGAUCAGUCGACUUUCACAACACGCCGAUACGAAACGUGAACUGUUGUUUGACGAGGACGUGAAGUUCACGACGAAGACCAACGGAGAAAUAUUCUCGCCGCCAGACAAACCCCCGGGCGUUAGUGUUGCUAUUGCUUCUUCAUUCCAGCUCAGGCGACAGGGGGACGCCGGGCCUUCAUCGGCGCCCCGCCGCUGUCCACCGCCUGAGAUGCCAACGGCGAGGGCUGCGACUUCUCCGAUUCAAAUUAAGGCGUUCUGCGAGCGGCAGCGAUUGUGGGAGACGCGUCGCCGGGACCGUCUCCGCUGCAUUGGCGAAGAAAUCAACGCCCGUAGAGAAGAGAAAGAUAUGGCGGAAUGCACGUUUCAUCCCACAGUGAACGUCUCGCCGUUGAUACAUACGCCGAGCUUCGAGGAAACCCGCAGUCUAUCGAUGCGUAUCCCAUUCGGUGCCCUCGAGUACAAGUCACCCACGCACCGCAGGCCACUCGAUUACGAAGACAUCAAUGAGCUGCGUUUGCGCAAAACACCGGCGUCAGCAAACAAAUUAAACGCGCACGUACAAGGCAGGAGAAACGCCUCUCUGUGUGGCAGGGCCGCCUCACGCACACCCUCUCGACGAGCAGGGAGAAGAAGUUACGUUGAGCUCCACACCCCUCGGCGGGAGGAUUCAAAAAGAACUGAUCGGAGCAAUUUGAUGGAGACAUCGUCUGUCACAAGGCGGGCUUCCCAGUCUCAGAAAGAUAUCGGGAGUGGGGCGUUGGAUCUGGACGAGCAGACACUUCUCGACCUGAGCAUAUGGUGGAAGGAUCUUCUCAUGCAAGAGCUACAGGUUUCGUGUGGCACAUGUAACAAACGGGAGGACGACGCCUUUGACCUCCGCCUACAAGAUUGGGCACUGGAGACUCCAUUUACAUGUACGCUUGCCCCACAAACGGUCAUCCAGGCGCUACAGGAGCUAAUUUACCUUAGCGCCGGCGAAUCGAACGCCAUGGCACUUGAACGCAUAUUUGGCAACGAGUCUUCAUGGAUUCAAACAAUUUUACAAAAAGGGGGUAGGGUGACUUUUGCUCAGUUUAUCGAACUUUACAAAAAGUUGUUGCACACAAAAUAA
This is a messenger RNA of Trypanosoma cruzi, 1929 nucleotides long. RefSeq lists its product as uncharacterized. The record is from RefSeq and is a predicted model, not a curated record. Bases 1 to 1929 code for a protein of 642 amino acids. Lineage: Eukaryota; Euglenozoa; Kinetoplastea; Trypanosomatida; Trypanosomatidae. The transcript has a single exon.